GCGAGUGUGACAACAUUCUGCAGCGCGUUCUCCCUCUUUCAUUUUCAUAUCUCUCCAUGCCUCGUCGAAGUAAACCACCAUGACCACAUCUCUCUGAAUUUCGCAUAUUCACACAAAAACAUGGAAACAUGAUAUAAAUAAAUAUAAAUAUAACAAAUUAAUUUACCCCUACUUCCUAAACGCAACCAUUUCACUAUCGUCAUCGUCGUUUCCGUAUUUAUAAGAUUAAACGACAUAUAGAAUAGAAGAAUUUGAUGGUUAUGGGCGAGUUGACUCAGACGGAGGUUGCGUACUCGCCGAGGACUCAGCAAGUCUGGAAAUCGUUUUUGAGUUGGUUAGCUUUCUUCUUUCAGAUCUUCUCUCAGAUUAUAAGAACCCUCGGUCACUAUCGUUUACUUUCUUCUUCUUCAUCAUCUUCAUCUUCUUCUUCUUCAACUUCCUCUUCCUUCAAACCUCUUCCCUCAGUUGAACUUCAGGAAUACGAUUUGUCGCUGUCACCGCCUUCGGCUCUUGAAAUCACCGCCGAUUAUUCCCCCGCCGUCGAUCACCGCUCUUUCCAAAAACUCACGGUAGUUCUCGACUUAGAUGAAACAUUGGUAUGUGCAUAUGAGACAUCAAGUUUGCCAGCUGCACUACGUUCUCAAGCAAUUGAGGCGGGUUUGAAUUGGUUUGAGCUGGAAUGUGUAUCUUCUGACAAGGAAGGAGAAGGCAAACCAAAAAUCAAUUACGUUACAGUCUUUGAACGCCCUGGGUUGAAGGAAUUCUUGAAGCAACUUAGUGAAUUUGCUGACUUGGUGCUGUUUACUGCUGGUCUAGAAGGCUAUGCUAGACCCCUGGUUGACAUAAUUGACAAGGAAAAUCGGUUCAGUCUACGACUUUAUCGGCCUUCAACAAUUAGCACGGAAUAUAGGGAACAUGUGAAGGAUCUUACCUGCAUAUCAAAGGAUCUAGACCGCAUUGUAAUUGUAGACAACAAUCCCUUCAGCUUUGUAUUGCAACCAGUUAAUGGAAUUCCAUGUAUUCCUUUUUCUGCUGGACAUCCAAAUGACACCCAGCUUCUCGAUGUCAUUCUUCCACUUCUCAAGCAACUCUCUAAGCAGAGUGACGUAAGACCUUUGCUCUGUGAAAAAUUCCACAUGCCUGAUUGGUUCCAGAAGCAAGGGAUUCCAGCUUCCAGUUGGACUUUGUAGGACUAAAAUUGUUUGCCACUAGGCUCUUUUGUUUUUUUGGGUGAAAUUCUUAGUUUUUAUUGCUGGAAGUGCAGCUGCUGAUGGGAUAAUAUAGAUUUUUUGUAUAGCACCAAUUUAUUUCUUGAGCAUCUGAAGGUUUGGAAUGCUGCUUCUUGAAGUCAAAUCAGUUCACCACUUAUGUAUGUAGGGUGCCAAAAUUCUUAUUUUUGUUUAUAGGCUUGCAAUCUGUUGGGAAGUAUGUUGUUACUGUAUUGUAAAAUCAUUUAUCAAUAAUUAUUAGUUGUUCAAACAUUCAUUGCAUUCCAAA
Cicer arietinum (chickpea) is the source of this 1497-nucleotide messenger RNA. RefSeq lists its product as uncharacterized. The record is from RefSeq and is a predicted model, not a curated record. NCBI's taxonomy places the organism in Eukaryota, Viridiplantae, Streptophyta, Magnoliopsida, Fabales, Fabaceae. Gene Ontology annotation, molecular function: phosphatase activity.